Molecule: messenger RNA, 3663 nt
Organism: Agrilus planipennis (emerald ash borer)
Lineage: Eukaryota; Metazoa; Arthropoda; Insecta; Coleoptera; Buprestidae
Product: rho GTPase-activating protein 7
Exons: 14
Coding region: 512-3490 (992 amino acids)
Biological process (GO): actin cytoskeleton organization; signal transduction; regulation of Rho protein signal transduction
Molecular function (GO): lipid binding; GTPase activator activity
Source: RefSeq, a predicted model, not a curated record
UUGGGAACUAAAAAAAGAAAAUUCAAAAGAAGUGCUUCGCCGUGAGUAACGAUUUUGAUGCAAUCGAUUAAUUAAAGUAUUAUAAAAUAUGUUGGAAAAUUGAAUAAGCUAAAUAAAAAGAAUGUUAAAACGUGUUGAUGAUUAGCACCAGUGAACUCACUAGCGGGACCCAGAAUCUAGUGGGCCCAGACAACAGAACUAGGUAUUAUAUACAACAUACCAGUGCCACAUGAGACUGAGAGCGAUUGACAUCGUUUGUGGCUUAACUCGCGGUCAGUUUUGUGUACGUUUGUUGUGUACGGAACACUUGAAAAAAUAAGCAACAACAUUUGCCAAAAACAAUUUUCAAUCAGUGAAUACUUUUCAGAAAUGCGUCUUUUAUGUGAAAAUUUUCUUAUCCAGGAGUGACAUUCAUUUUUACCGAAGUUAUCGGUGGUUUUUUGAAACGUCUUCAUAAGUGUUGAGGGCACAAUGGUGCGUUGGUGUACUCAGGAGCGGUGAGUUUUCAGCCAUGAGCUAUAGCGAUCCGUACAAAGAGCUGGAGCUCUAUUUGGAACAGGCUGUUGAAGAAAUCACAAAAGUUUUCGAAGAUUGGAAUGGGGAGUGUGAAAAUUUGGACGUCCAAAAACCGAAGGAGGUCCCAAGUUUGUUUCCUAAAGCUCCAGAAAAAACUAACGGUUUCAUUCCAUCCACGGAUCUGAUAAACAAUCAUAAUGAUGCAUCCAAUGAAUCGACUGUUAAAUAUACAAAUGGUGUUACGAAUGGAGAAAAGGUAAAUUUUUCAGACAAAUUAGAUAAUGGUCUUAAAAGUACUAGCGAAGAAUCAGACGUGGAUGAAGUCUCCAAUUGCAGUGAUGUAAUUAUUAAAGAACUUAAUGGUUCCCUGUCUACGAUAAAUUGUUCGGAACCCUGUGAGAACCAGCUGAACGACAUAACCAACAUAAUCCAGCACACUGCUACUCAAACAUCACCAACUCCAUCGAACAGUUCGACAAAUCUAACAUGGGUGUCGGAUUGUUCGUCAUCACCAUGCUUAACGACAGCGUCAGAGCCCGACCUGGUUGAGGAAGACAAUAGGUCAUUUUCAUCGGUGGAUGGCACCGAACCGUCGUCGUUAUCAGUGGGUGCGUCGGCGUCUUGGAAACGGCGUCACCAGAAGGAAUUAUGGAACAAAUCGUCGUCAGCACCUGUGUUGAAAAAGGUAGCCCCCAAGGUGAACAAGCAAGCCCGCUCUCAGUCUGAUCGACAUUUAGCUGAGAUCGAAGCAGCCGAAGCUUGCAAAUGGCUGCGUGCUGCGGGAUUCCCACAGUAUGCACAAAUGUACGAAGAGAUGCAAUUUCCUGUAGACAUUUAUGCUGCUCAAGAAGAUCAUCCCUUAUUGGAACCUGACGUGCUACAUUCUUUAUUUCGACGCUUGCAAGUGUUAAAUCGUUGUGCAAGGGUCAGACAGCAUCCUACAUCACACACUGACGAUUCAGAAGACGAACAAUGUGCUCUUAGCGAUAAUUGGACUUACCAAAGUGACUUGAGAAGGUGGUCGAGAAAUUGUCAAAAUUUGCAAAUUCCAGCAAAUAUAGAAGAACAGGUAAAUAAGGAAUGGUGGUGUGCAGCAGCCCCUAAUGCAAAUAAAGAAGAAAUAAUUAAUGAAAAUUUAAGAGAGCGAUCUAAGGAUCGGCUGCGAAGAGCCGCUUCUUCAAUUAAAUUUCGAAGGCGCCGCGAAGGAGUAAUAAUUAAUGAUAAUGGCUCCAAUGUAUUGGAUGCAUUAUCGAAACAAUUGGUGGAUAUGCAUUCCACAGAUGAGAUGCACCUUUCUGACACGGAAUGUUCCCGAACCGGGAGACGGAGAAAAACCCGAUCGUUAGAAAAAAAAGAUUCUUGGCCACAUCCUGCCUUAGACGAUUGUGACAAUGUUUUAUGGCAUCGGAAUGUUUGUCACUUGGAAGAUCAGUCUCCAAUACAGUGUCGAUUAAAUUUGGAAGAAGGUGGAAAGCCAAUUUCUAGUCUCUCCUGUACCCAAAUGCAAGUACUUAGAAAAUUAGCUUUAUUGAAGCUUACAGCUCACAUGGAAAAAAAUUGUCCGACUCAUAGAUCAGGUUGGAACUGGGAACUUCCCAAAUUUAUCAGGAAAAUGAAAGGACCAACUUACAGGGAUAAAUCCAUAUUUGGGGUACCAUUAACAAUAAUUCUUCAGAGGACGGGGCAACCGCUUCCCAAAGGGAUUCAGGAAGCUCUGGAGUGGUUACGACAAAAUGCUACGGAUCAAGUUGGUCUGUUUCGAAAGCCUGGGGUUCGUUCUCGAAUUCAAGCCCUCAAAAAUCUUGUUAAUACUCAGGGGGAAAAUAUUAAUUUUAACGAGCAUCAGGCUUAUGAUGUGGCUGAUAUGGUCAAACAGUAUUUUCGCGAGUUACCAGAAGCUUUGCUCACCAAUAAACUAUCUGAAAUAUUUAUUCUUAUUUUUCAACAUGUCCCGCCAUAUCUUCGACGUGAAGCUGUAAUAUGUGCCCUUCUGCUAAUGCCAGACGAACACAGAGAGGUGUUGCAAGUCCUUCUUAGUUUUCUAGAAAAUAUUGCAUCUUGUGCGCCAGUUAAUCAGAUGAACGAGAGUAAUUUGGCCCUGUGCUUCGCCCCUUCGUUAUUUCAAUUUAGUCAAACUGUUCAAAACAGGCAAAAUAUGGGUACUCCCCACCCCCGAGAAUUGGCCGAAAACAAAGCAGCUCAAGAAUGUCUGUUAUACAUUUUGAAGAAUCGCAAUAUUCUGUUUAGUAUACCCAAAGAAUUAAUAAAUCAAUGCAAAUCAGCUGAAGUCAAGGAUAGCAUUGCCAUGACAUUAUCGGAAUUGGGAUCUGAUUUUACAAACGGCUGGAGAGGAUACCUACAAGAAUGUCAAUCAGCCCUUUUAAAGGAGACAAAAGAAAAAAGUCGUGGUUGGGUUCUUGUCAGUAGUCAUCACUACAAGGUGGAAUUGGCGUACAAAAAGGUCGCCGAUGGACAUCCCUUAAGGCUGUGGAAAAUUUGCGCUGAAAUUGAAGCUCCACCGGCGGAAGUGGUUCACAGGAUUUUACGAGAAAGGCAUAUCUGGGAUACUGAAUUACAUUCGGCAAAAAUUAUUUCUCAAGUAGACAAAAACUCUGAAGUAUUUUGUUACGUUAACAGCAACAUGCAUGGUCUUCCUUACAUUGAUUAUUGCGUUAUAAGAACGUGGAAAAUGGAUUUACCUAAAGGAGCUUGUUCUAUUGUCGAAACUUCCGUGGAACAUUCUGAUGCGCUACAUAUUCCUAAUAGUGUUAGAGGAAUUGUGCUAGCUUCAAGGUACCUUGUCGAACCCGGAGGUUCGGGAAGAUCCAGGCUUCUACAUCUCUCCAGAGUUGACACAAGAGGACGAAUGCCCGAGUGGUAUCAUAAAAAUUAUGGCCAUUUAUGUGCUUUACAUGCAGCUCAAAUUCAAAGUUCUUUUCAUCAAACAGCAACUGGCCCAGAAAGUAAGGUCUGACUUACCAAAGGUAAUUCUCAAUAAAUUAGCGUUAAUAUAUUAUGGAACUAUGGAAAAUAAACUCCACAAAAAAGUGUGUGCUAGUCCGUUAUGUUAUUGGUGCUUUUAACCAAGAAAUAAAUCUAAACAGGUUUGUACAGGGUGCCAAAAAUAAAGUCUGUAGUAUAUCGGUC